Molecule: messenger RNA, 306 nt
Organism: Trypanosoma grayi
Lineage: Eukaryota; Euglenozoa; Kinetoplastea; Trypanosomatida; Trypanosomatidae
Exons: 1
Source: RefSeq, a predicted model, not a curated record
CGGCUGCGCUCCAUGGUAGAGGCGAAGGCCGGCGUUGAAAGCAGCCUGGAGGCCGUGACUGCGGAGCGUGACGGGCUGAAGGAGGAGCUGUCAGCUACGAAGGAUGAGCUGACGGGCCGGCUGCGCUCCAUGGUAGAGGCGAAGGCCGGCGUUGAAAGCAAUCUUCGUGUUUUGGAGGAACGUUUGAGCGAGGCUUUGCGAUGCUCUGAGGAGGAGAAGUGUGGGAAAAUUUCAGUUUGGCAGAACAGGCUUUCUUCUCUGGAAGAAGAGAAGAAAAAGCUGUUGGAUUAUCUGAGUAGUGAGUGA